GCUUUCCUUUGACCAUGGCUACUACAUUAAAUCACUUCAUCACAACAAUGCUCAUCUUGGGGCUGCUUGUAACUAUCUCUCUCGAUUUCACAGUUGCCCAAAUCGGAGUUUGCUACGGAAGAUUGGGCAACAACCUCCUCUCGCCGCGGCAAGUGGUGGACCUCUACAAGCGCCACAACAUCAAAAGAAUGCGCACCUACGACGCGGACGACGCCAUCCUCGAGCCCCUCCGCGGCUCGGGCAUCGAGCUCAAUGUCGUCAUCACCAACGGAUACCUCGAGUGCCUCGCCAAAGAGCCCAACAAGGCCUACGAGUGGGUCCUCAACCACAUCUACAAGUACCCGGACGUCGACCUCCGCUACAUCUCCGUCGGCAACGAGGUCAACCCGGCCAGCAGCGUCUCCGCCGUCUACGCGCCUUACGUCCUCCCCGCGAUGCGCAACAUCUACAGAGAAGUCUGCAGAUUUGGGUACGGGAACCGGAUCAAGGUCACCACCACCGUCGGCAUGGACACCCUCGGAGCCUCGUACCCGCCUGAGAACACCGAGUUCCUCGGCGCGGUGAAGCCGUACAUGAGGCCGAUUGUGGCGUUCAUGGUGAAAACCGGCGCGCCUUUCAUGGCGAACGUGUAUCCUUACUUCGCGUACAGUAGCAACGACAGGAUCGACGAAGGAUACGCGCUCUUGCAGGAGGGUCAUGGGAUCACGAUAAACGGAGUGUAUUACGACAAUCUUUUCUAUGCGAUGGUCGAUGCUGUCUAUGCAGCGGUAGAGAGGAUGGUUGAUCCGUCCUUGCAUGCGACCCGUGGGGUGUAUAACCGUACAAUCGAGAAGAAAGGAAAGCACAACCAGAUAGGACCGGAAGUAGUGUCAGAGAGCAACGAGGAUUCACUUUUAACAGUACUGGUGUCAGAAUCCGGCCAUCCGUCGCACGGCGGCCCCAAGGCAAGUAUGGAAAAUGCAAAACUCUAUAACCAGAAUUUGGUAGAUAUUGUGGAAGGUGGGACACCAAGGCAUCCUGGGCCUAUAGAGACGUACAUAUUUGCUCUGUUUAAUGAAAAUCAGAAGGACGGGGCCGAGACGGAGAGGCAUUUCGGGCUCUUUUAUCCAAACGGACAGCCCAAAUACAGCAUCAAUUUCAACUAGUGCUAGUUUGAAGAUGAGCCUAUGUGUUCGAUGUUUGUAAUAUAUAUGUGUUCAAUGUUGUACAAGUGUAAGUUUUAAGAUGAGCCG
Molecule: messenger RNA, 1232 nt
Organism: Salvia hispanica
Lineage: Eukaryota; Viridiplantae; Streptophyta; Magnoliopsida; Lamiales; Lamiaceae
Product: glucan endo-1,3-beta-glucosidase-like
Biological process (GO): carbohydrate metabolic process
Molecular function (GO): hydrolase activity, hydrolyzing O-glycosyl compounds
Source: RefSeq, a predicted model, not a curated record